GUCCUUGAUAAAUUCGCCAACUCGCGUAUUUUGUUUGCCUUGUGUAACGCUACGGUGCGCUGCUGUCUUGCACCUUUUAUUCAACAUCAAAUUAAAAUCUUUUACAUGCUUCUGAGAAAAAGUCCCGGACGGAAGUUGACAUAUAGAGUAAACAGCUCAGAGUUUCAAAAUACUGCGAGGGGUUUCCUGUGAAAGCGUGCAUGGAUGACACUGAUUGGCACCCUAUAGUUUUCCUACCUGCCCACCCACAUUCACCAUGAGCAUCAUUCAAGACAAGCUAGGCAAUGAAUUCCUGCGUUCCAAUGGGGGAAUGGACUCCAAUUUUGGCCCUGGCAUGAUCAUGUUCAGCCACCUUCCCCCGGUGACCAGCUUCACCCGGCUGGCUGCCCAGUCUGUCAUGCAGGACCUUCCACCGCAAGAGAUGAUCCUCAAGAAGGAGCGGGACUCGCCUGACUGCAGCAUGGCCACCCUGGGUGCCAGUCAGGGGUGUGGGGGGGUGGGAGACUACGUUCACACCAUGGGCAUCAAGCAGGAAAAACUGACAGAGCAUGAUUAUCGUCUGCCGCUGUAUCCCGGAGGCCCUGGAAAGAGCACAGAGCUGCUGGAGGUGACAGUGGGCAACCACCAGAGCCUGCUGGUGCAUGACCUCAGCACAGGCCAACUGCCGAGUCGGUUAGGAAAGGAGUCCACUGGGAGAAAAGGUCGAAGGUCAAAUGGUGAUGGACAGGAGGGGAAGCCAAGAAAGAAACGAAGUGAAGCAAAGUCGAUGCUGGAUGCAGACAGAGGCAGCCUGUCGCCAGGAACCAAGCCGCACAUCUGUGAGCACUGCAGCGCAUCAUUCAGAAGCUCCUAUCACCUACGCAGACAUGUCCUCAUCCACACAGGUGAAAGACCAUUCAGAUGCAGUCAGUGUAACAUGAGCUUCAUUCAGAAGUACCUACUUCAGCGGCAUGAGAAGAUCCACAGCGGAGAGAAGCCCUUCAGCUGUGACCAGUGUAACAUGCGUUUUAUUCAGAAGUACCAUAUGGAGAGGCACAAGAGGACACACAGUGGAGAAAAGCCGUACAGAUGUGAGACCUGCCAACAGUAUUUUUCUAGGACAGACCGAUUGCUUAAGCACAAGCGAACCUGUGGAGAAGCCAUAAUAAAGGGGCUGGAGCCUGGGAUGUUGGACCUGGGCUGUGCAGACAUGGGACAUGGCAGCUAUGGAAUCACUCAGGGAAAUGCUGGGGCUCCUGGCAGAAAGAGGGGUAGGUCUAAAAACUCUGGAGAGGGAGGGGAGCGCAAGAAGAAAAAGGGGACAGGGGGAGCGGCAGCAGGUCAAGUAACCUCACAUAUUCAUGGAUCAGUAUCUGCAGGCUACAGUGUCCAUGAAUACUCUGUGGCAAAUCAAACUGUGUCCUCUACUGAGCCAGGGUCCAGCAUGCACCAGAGCCCCCAUGGCCGAGCUCCAAAGAUGGCAUUCAAGAAGGCCAAUCGUAAGGGCCUCGAUAAGGCAGGACUAGGGCAGGAUAAACCAGACCCCAUGGUGCAAAGUGGGGGCAUGGAUAGCCUCGGCCUCAUGCAGGGUAAUAGGGCUAAAGCAGGCCCCACCAGUAGCAACUACGACGACGCCAUGCAGUUUCUCAAGAAGAGACGCUAUCUUCAUGCAGCAAACAAUGCGCCUGCAUUGGUGGCUGGAGGAACCAGCAGUGAAUAUGACGUUGGCGUUGGACACCUGUCUUCCCAGCAGUCGGUCAUCCAGGGUGUGGUUUCUGGUGUGAUGGACGGUGACACACCUCUGAGUCUGUUGGACACCUCUUCCAUGGGUGUGUACAAGCACGAUAAGUCAGGGAUCCCUGACGAGGUGCUGCAGAGUCUGCUCGACCACUACACCCAGAAACCAGACGGCUCACACCACGAUGUGCACUUUGACAUUAGUGACCAGCAUGUGGAACUGCACCCUCCCUCAGCUGAGGGACCUGACCUCGGCCACAACACUGACACCCCCAGCCCAACUGGAGACAAGACUGUCAUGCACGAAUACUCUCGCUUCCUGCUGCAGGCCUUGGAGCGCACCAGCCACAGUGCCAGCUUCCCUUUGGGCCCUGGGCCUCCUGCCUCUGGACUGUUCACCAGCUCCCACCCGGGCAAUCCCCUCUACUCUGACAAGAACAUCUACACUACUUCCCCUCUGGAGUGCGGGUUUGGCCAGUCGGUGGUCUCGCCCUCGCUGCCCUCCUCCGUGCCAAAGUCUCACUUUGCAAUGCUGACUGGCUCCUCGCCACAGCACAGCUUCCAGCUGAGCAGCCUGGAGCCUUCCACACACCAGCAGCUUACCCCGUCUCAGGAGCUCACUGACCAGAUGGAGAAGCAGCACUCCUCCACGCCCCCUUCCUCCUACCAGAUUAGCCCAUCUGACCUGAGCAGCCAGAAGGACCAGCCGCCAGGCAAGAGUGGCACUGCAGUUUACCCUCUGGCCACGUCGCAGGACCUGGCCUCUCUGGACUCCUCCAAGCCUUCCUACCAGAUUGAGAACUUUGCCCAGGCCUUUGGCUCCCAGUUCAAGUCAGAUGGACGUGGAUUGUCUUAUGGCACUGACUCUAGUGGGGAGGUCGAUCACAGGAUAAGGACACCUGUGUCUGAAUUCUCAGGGUAUAGUAGUUUGUUAGCCGAUGUCAAUGAGCCAGUAAGUACAGGUUCCAAAACCCCAACAAGCCAAAGCUACAGAUGAGGGCCUGGGAGGGUGAGAAUACGCUGUUGUUGUUUUUUGUGCUCCUAUUUUAUUAUUAUUAUUGUUAUUAUUUUUUUAAGUGAUAUUUUUAUUUUAAUUAUUUACUGAUGCUAUGUUUAUAUGCCCCACUCCUCUCCCUAGGAUAGGCCUGUAAGGCCUCCUACAAAUGCAAUUUUUUGUUUUUAGAAUAUCAAUUUUUUAAGUUAAAUAUGUAUUGUCUCUUUAUUCAUUUCAUAUUAGUGUCAUUAGGUCUGCUUGUUAAUCGUCGAAAGUACUUUUUAAGCAAAAGUAGAGUAGCAACAGACUUGUUUCUUUUCCCAUGAGCUGACAUGUUUUAGCAAUCAACUUUACAAUUGUAAAAUAAUAAUGGCUUAACCAUGAUGGCAGGGAAUAGCCCAGAACUGAAAUAGCAAAAAAAAAAGAAGUUAUUGUCUGUUACAAGGUUAAAAGUAUUACUCAGGAAAAAGUGGAAAAGGAGAAGCCUAUUAGGUGCAGUGAGCACUUGUCUCAGAAGUGUAAGCUUGCAACUUAAGAGGGUAUUUUUCUUAUGUUAUAUUCCUUGGUGAAUGAGUGCGACAAUAACAGAUUGCUGCCAGCUCACUUGAACACUGAGAACACUUUCCACUUGGCUAUAUAGAGAUUAUGGUACUUUCUUGUCAAUGUGAAACUUGUCAAUGUUUUCUUCAAUAAGGGCCAUAUAUAUAUCUAUAUUUAUAAGAAUAUAUAUUAUGUAAAAUAACAGAUUUAAUCAUUCUGGGGAACUGCCGGGUGAAGUAGAGGAAGAAAGGGGGACUGAUUAAGGGGGUAAAUGUUGUCCUUGUUAUAUUUUUGGAGAACAAAAGUGAUGUUAGGGCUUUUCUUUGGCCAAUAGAGGUUGCUGUUGGACAGCGAUAGAAUGGCCUUCCCCUUCAUAUCCCCCUCUUCUUCCUCAGUUCUCUUAUUUCUUUAAAAGAAUCCAAUUAGCACUUUGAGCCGUUUAUUACAUUGAAUAAACCCCAUCGGAUCAUGAAAGCUCAAACGCCACAAAUGGACUGGCUUUCGAAAAAGAUGUCUGUUUUUGUUUUUUGAGUUUGGGAAUAUGCAGAUGGGGUUUCUGGGGAUGAACAUGUCUGGAUGGGUUUGGAUAGUAUGGUUUGUAUGGGAUGGUGGGAGGGGGGCAGGGUUUAUAUGCGAAAGUGGGUGGUUGUCAUGGGAUUUUUUUUAUUAACAUUGUCUCUUUUCAUUAUCAUGUUUAGGGAAGGGUUAGAUUGCGGGAGGGGGGCAGUCUUUAAAAACAACAAAAAAAAAAAACUUAAUAUUUAAAUGGGAUAUUGUAAAUGUAAUCCACAGCCCCUAGUUUUAGUUUUAAUUGUUACCCAGUUUAGCAGCUAUGUUUAUUAUUAAGUUCGAUGACCAGUAUGUUAGUGAUUGAGUAUUUCUUCUGUUGUUAAUGAGGCAGCCAUAUAUGCAGAAGAGGCAACUUACUAAAUUGUACAAAACUGUAACUGAGAAUUGAUCAGACCUUUUCAUGUGUGCUGGCAGUACCAAACAUAUUUGUCCCGUUCGGAAAUGGGUGCCUAUUCCUGGGAAAUACAGGUGCAAGACAUUGUCUGAAGAUAUGGAAAGUGUUAGAUGUAACUUCUUGGCUGACCAUACAAUUAUUUUUAAAUGUGUUUAUGCUGUGCGUUUUUUGUAAAUCCAACAAUAAUUGCGCUGUCUUCCAUAGGUAAAAGUAGCCCUUAGUGCUGGAAAUGAUAUCUCUCUGCUGAAUGAGUUUUUAAACCCUUUUACGCCCCAGUGCCCCCUUGUCUUAAGCAAUCAUGAAACAUGGCUGAACGACUGCAAUGUUGCAAUAUCACAGGGGACAGCAAGCAACCACUAGAAUAAUAUGCUGUGUUGAAUGGUUGAGGGGUAAACAAGAACUAGAAUCAUAUACCUCAUAUCACUGCAAACCAGGGACAAAGGAGUGAAGGUUUGAUGUAUGUAGCAGAGAUGCUGUUGUAUGUAAAAAUGUCAUGUUUCUGUGUGACUAUUUUUAAACAUUUGUGAAAAUGACAUUUAUGUGACCCGUUAAGAAGUGUUGUGGCUUAAGGGUUUCUGUAAAUGUCUCUAUGCCAACCAGUGUUCAGUCUACAGUUAGACUCCUGACCUCCCGUCUCCUCCAUGGAUUUUGUUACCUGCCAUGUUGUAUUGGCGCAUGCUUAUUGUUUACAAUAAUGUACAAAACACUACAUCUUAAUUUACUUAAUUUUGACCCCAAUAUAAAUUGCAUAUUUUUUUCUAUUAUCUUUCUUUCCCCCUUUUUUGUGACCACCAAAUUUUGUAGCUGACAUUAUCCACUUUUUUUUUUUUUUUUUCUCAGAUUCUUGUGACAUGUUUCACAAGGCUGUACUUGUCCAAUGAAUUUAAAACUGAUUAGGGAAAAAAAACAAUAAAAUACUGUUAUCAAGA
Myripristis murdjan (pinecone soldierfish) is the source of this 5143-nucleotide messenger RNA. It is a transcript of the gene znf281a, whose product is annotated as zinc finger protein 281a. Gene Ontology annotation, biological process: regulation of transcription by RNA polymerase II. Gene Ontology annotation, molecular function: RNA polymerase II cis-regulatory region sequence-specific DNA binding; DNA-binding transcription factor activity, RNA polymerase II-specific. The record is from RefSeq and is a predicted model, not a curated record. The coding region runs from base 257 to 2713 and encodes 818 amino acids. The transcript is spliced from 7 exons. Lineage: Eukaryota; Metazoa; Chordata; Actinopteri; Holocentriformes; Holocentridae.